CCCUCUGUUCGGCGAUGUCGCUUCUGUUCAAACGUGACAGCAGUGUGAUGCGGUGUGUGUAGCGCGUCAACAUGGCUGGGUUUGGCGCAGAGCUGACGGACUACCUGGAGGGCAGAAUCACUUUUGAAGAGUUUGACAGGAGGAGAGACGAGAGGAGCAAAGAGCAGCUUGACGAUGGCACUGCGAUCCCAGAAGAUGUUGACAAUGAAAAACCAUCGACCUCAAAGCAGUCGCUGGCCAACAUUGAAGAAGGAGUCAGCCCAGGAGUCCAGCUUGCCUUUGCCUCCAUACUUGGAGAAACUGCCCCCCCUCCAUCCUCGGAGGAGGAUGAGGAAGAUGAUUCGUUGAGCUAUGUUGAUGACUUGGGGGACCAGGAUUUCAAGCUUGAGGAGGAGGAGGAGAAAGGAGCCAAGGCUCAAAGAACAAAAAAGCGGCAAAGAAGGCAGAGAAAGGAUCCCAGUGACGAUGAGCAGGAUGAGGACAUGACGGUCGGAGAUGUGUUUGCACUGGAGAUGGAGCUGAAUCGAGAGAACAAGAAGAUGCUGAAGGCACGACGCAAGCGUAGCAAGCUACCCCGAGCUCUGAGAGGCCUGAUGGGCGAGGCCAACAUUCGGUACGCCAGAGGAGAUAAAGAGGACGCCAUCAUGAUGUGCAUGGAGAUCAUACGUCAAGCCCCACUGGCGUAUGAACCAUUCUCCACUCUGGCCAUGAUCUACGAGGACGAGGAGGAUCAUGAGAAGGCUCUGCAGUUCAGUCUCAUUGCUGCUCACCUCAACCCCAGCGACUGUGAGGAGUGGAUUCGACUGGCAGAAUUGUCUCUGGAACAAGGAAACAUUCGACAGGCUGUUGUCUGUUACACGAAAGCCAUCAAGCAUGAUCCCACAAAUGUGCGUUAUUUGUGGGAGCGCUGCAGCCUACACAUGAGACUUGGGGAGCACAAGCAAUGCAUGGACGGCUACCGACGCAUCCUGUCUCUUCUGCCUAUGGAGGAGGGGGAACACUUCAUGCAACUCUCCAAGGACAUGGCUAAGAGUUACUAUGAGUGCAACGACUUGUCCGCAGCCCUGAAUGUGAUCUCUGACGCAUUGGCCCGGCACCCCGACCUGGUCAGUGAUGACAUCAUCAACAUGGCCUCCGAGCUCUAUAUCGCUAACCAUCAGUACAGCAAAGCUUUGCAGGUUCUGGUCCAGUUUUCUGGCGUUGUUUUGAUUCAAGCUGAGCACAAAGGAGAGGCUACAGUACCCGAGGAGAAAGGGUCAGAAAAAAUGAAUGUGGAGGAAAAGUCAAACGUUGAAAAUGCAAAGACGAACAACGACAUGGAAACUGCUUGGGAUGAGAAUCGUGUGAUUGAGGAUGUUCAGGUUCCAGACAGCAUCCCAGUGGACCUGAAGGCCAAACUGAUGAUAUGCAUGAUCCAUCUGCACAUCUACACUUCUAGUCUGGAGGCAAUGGUGUCGUCACUGAUGACGCAGAGUCCAGAGGAGAUUGGUGAUUUGUACUUGGAUGUAGGAGAAGCUUACCUGGAGAAGGGCGAGUAUCUCUCCGCUCUGCCUCUGCUGUCCUCUCUGGUUGUGUCAGAGAAGUACAACCUGGCUGUGGUCUGGCUUCGACAUGCAGAGUGUCUGAAAGCUUUGGGCCAGAUGGAGGCCGCAGCAGAAAGCUUCACAAAGGUGGUGGAGAUGGCUCCUCAGCACCUGGAAGCCCGACUGUCACUAGCUACGCUGCACCAACAGCUCGGCCGACCGGAGUCUGCCCUGAGGGCUCUGGAGUCCAUGUAUGACAGUGACACUCUGGCUCAGGACUCUUCAGCUGCACAGAAGGAACUGAAGCUGCUCCUGCAUCGUUCCACGCUCCUGAAAACUCAGGGGAAAGUGCAGUAUUACCUGGAUGCUGUCAUCAGCAUGCUUGCCAUGCUGCUCAAGAUGGCCUUGCAGCGUGCAAAGGUGUCUGUUCGCUCCGUUAUUGUCGGGGGUGAGACGCACCUGCGCCUGGUGAAGGUGGCAAGCGUUGCUCCGAUGAAUGACGAACUGGAAGCUGCUUACCUGGACCCAACUGGUAAAACCAGCAUCCUGUCGAAGGAGGACUGGUGGCAGCUGCUGCUGACGUGCAUGCGUACCCUCUGUGAGGUGAAACGCUACAAGGAGGCUGAGCUGCUGGUGGAGAGCGCCAUGGAGUUUGAUUCUUUCUACGAGAGCAAGCCCAAAAGGAAGGAGAUGGAGUGCUUUGGGCUCUCAGCCGCCUUCCUCGACCACAAUUACCACAAAGCCUACGACUACAUCAGGUUGAUGCUGAUGGAGAAGGUGGAUUGUUCACAGCUUUGGAAUGUGUUCAACCAGCUGACCACGUGCUCCCACCAUCAGCGACAUCAUCGCUUCUGUUUGCGGCUGCUGUUGAAACACCCAGAAAAUCACGCUCUGAGUGUUCUCUGUGGACACAAUGCCAUGGUGUCAGGGAGCUUCAAACAUGCUCUGGGACAUUAUACCCUGGCCUUACGGGCUCAACCCAACAACCCGCUCAACUGCUUGUACGUUGGUCUCACCUUCUUCCACAUGGCUGGGCAGAAAUUUGUGGCCAAAAGACACACCCUCAUACUACAGGGUUUCUCCUUCCUGUGGCAGUAUGUGGCGUUGAGAGGCGUGUGUCAGGAGAGCCUGUACAACCUCGGCAGAGCGCUGCACCAGAUGGGGCUCACACACUUGGCCAUACAUUACUACCAGAAGGCUUUAGAGCUGCCCCUGCAGAAACUGGAGGGUAUUCCGGAGGAUCAGACGGACCUGAGUCGGGAAGUGGCCUUCAACCUGUCUCUGAUCUAUCAGAGCAGUGGCAACAUGGAGAUGGCGCAUCAACUCAUCAACACACACUGCAUCGUGUAGAAUAAUGCGUCCAGGUCUGUCAACAUCCAUGUGAUCAUGGUAUUCAAGAUGUAAACAAGUUAUUUUUCCAUUAAAAUAUUUAUUUCUU
Messenger RNA from Synchiropus splendidus (mandarinfish), 2961 nucleotides. RefSeq names its product general transcription factor IIIC, polypeptide 3 (gene gtf3c3). Bases 72 to 2873 code for a protein of 933 amino acids. Gene Ontology annotation, biological process: transcription by RNA polymerase III. The record is from RefSeq and is a predicted model, not a curated record. Gene Ontology annotation, cellular component: transcription factor TFIIIC complex. The transcript has 19 exons. NCBI's taxonomy places the organism in Eukaryota, Metazoa, Chordata, Actinopteri, Syngnathiformes, Callionymidae. Gene Ontology annotation, molecular function: protein binding.